Molecule: messenger RNA, 1128 nt
Organism: Batrachochytrium dendrobatidis JAM81
Lineage: Eukaryota; Fungi; Chytridiomycota; Chytridiomycetes; Rhizophydiales
Exons: 4
Coding region: 1-1128 (375 amino acids)
Molecular function (GO): protein binding
Source: RefSeq, a predicted model, not a curated record
AUGCUUAUUGCUGGAUACAAUUGCUAUCUUGGCUCAAAAUUUAACACUGCAGUUGACCUGUUUACUCGAGCACUUAAAACAACUACCCGUCCCGGUAAAACACUCCAAAUGAUUGGAUGUUGUCUUUUUAAAAUGGCAAGCAUUUUUGGAAAAUUUCAGACUUCACUUUUUGCGUUUCGAAAAUCAAUUGUUCUUGAUCAGAGCGACAUUGAUGCACUAAUUAAUCUUGCCGUUGUUGCACAAAAACUACAUAAUACCCAGCUAGAAAUGCAUUUGUUGGAGCGAAUUCUGGGAAUGUUUGAGUUGAAUGAUAGCAUUUGGCUCAUAUCUGCCACACACCUAUUGUCUUUGCUCCAGGCAGAAAACCAGUUUGAGCGAACAAUCGAGCUUUAUAGUCUUUGGAAAAAUCAGCAUAGAUCAAUAUCGCAUCGACUACAACAAGAUUAUGCGUUUGCAUUGCUACGAUCUGGUCGAUUCAGUGAAACUAUUCAAACAUGCCAAGAGAUUCUGUUGAUGCAUAAAGCCGAUUGGCAAGUGUGUAUGUAUCUCGGAGAAGCGGCUAUACGUGCCAUUGGUGUAGAGGAUAGAGACUGUGAUGCAUUAUCAAGAAAUUUACCCGAGAUAGCUAUUAAUGCUUUUCGCAAAAGUUUCAAAAUUCUAUCUGCCACAAAAAAUAUUGUUCAAAAUAAGGCUACUGCAGCUGAUGACAGCACACAACAAGUGCAUAGUCGACAAAAUGAAGACUACAAACGAGCUCAAUUGGUGUUUGAUUCAAACAGUCUUGAGACUAUUAGCAUCGAAAAACUACAGUAUUCCAUGGCGCGUGCAAAGUCUAAUCUUGGCGUUGCUUUCUCACAUGCGGGAUGUUUCUUGGCAGCAAUCGGUGCUUUCGAGGACGCGAUUGAGCUCGACCCAGAUGAUAUAGAAACACGAGUGAAUCUGGCACUAUCAUUUCUGCGUUUGGGUAAACGACACAUGGCAAUCAAAGGAUGGCAAGCAUAUUGCAAAUAUCAUCCAUGGAAUGGAUUGUCAAUGGUGGACACUUGUUCAAAACAUUAUGGUUCAGAUUUGUCGUCAUGCAGUCUUGUAGAGGCAGUGAAGCUAUUGGAUCAACUUUCUAAUGUGUAG